Messenger RNA from Gallus gallus (chicken), 3230 nucleotides. RefSeq names its product otopetrin 3 (gene OTOP3). Bases 275 to 2077 code for a protein of 600 amino acids. The record is from RefSeq and is a predicted model, not a curated record. Lineage: Eukaryota; Metazoa; Chordata; Aves; Galliformes; Phasianidae. Gene Ontology annotation, molecular function: proton channel activity. Gene Ontology annotation, biological process: proton transmembrane transport. Gene Ontology annotation, cellular component: membrane. The transcript is spliced from 8 exons.
GCACUGAGCGGGGAGCAGCGCUGCCGACACCUCAGCCCGGCAGGGGAGGCACAGCACAUCACGGCGGCACGGUGGGAGCUCUGUUGCUGUUUCUGUAGCCAUACAAAGGACCCAUAAGCACAAGGAGGAGUUUGGCCCCACCAACCAGAACCAAACAGCUUUGAGUUUUGAAGCAGGUCUGAGCUUGCUCUUCGUUCCCAGCUUUAAGUCUUGGAGCAACAGAGAGGAGGAAACCUCGUGGAGGUGUGAAAGGUGACCCACAGGCAGCUGAGCCAUGGCAGGCAACAAAGCCUCCAAGCAAAAGUUUUGCCACCACUGCAACAGCAGGUCGGCCUCGGCCCCACCGGGCACCUCCACGAUCCACUACGAGAAGUCGUGGCUGUACCGGCACUGCUCCCUGCAGCAGAGGGACAGACAGGCUCAGAAAUCGGGGCAGCUCUUCUCGGGGCUGCUGGCCCUGAACGUGGUGUUUCUGGGCAGCGCCUUCAUCAGCAGCAUGAUUUUCAACCACGUGGCCAUCACGCUGGCGGACGUCUGGAUCCUGCUGUCCAUCCUCAAGGUCUUGUGCCUGUGCUGGAUUAUCUACUACCUACUGGGCACCAGCCGGCAGCCGCACGCCGUGCUCUACCGGGACACCCAUGCUGGGCCAGUGUGGAUUAGGGGGUCACUGCUGCUGUUCGGCACCUUCAGCAUCCUCCUGAACGUCUUUCAGAUCGGCUACAGUGUCAUUCAAAUCAACUGCAAAUCCAAGGUGGAAAUCGUGUUCCCCAGCAUUGAAAUCCUGUUUGUUGCCACCCAGGCAUUUUUCCUAUGGCAUCACUCUAAGGACUGCAUUCAAGUUCAGCACAACCUCACCAGGUGCGGGCUGAUGCUGACCAUCGCCACCAACCUCCUGCUCUGGCUCCUGGCAGUGACCAAUGAUUCCAUCCACAUGGAGAUCGAAUCUCAGCUGCGAGAGGUGGAGCAGCGCCUGGCAGGCAAUGAGACAGACUCGUGCGCGUGCCCAAACACAACCACCUGCAAAGUCUUCCAGAAGGGCUACAUCCUGCUCUAUCCCUUCAACACUGAGUACUGCCUCAUCUGCUGCUCCGUGCUGUACGUCAUGUGGAAGAACGUGGGGCGACGCAUCAGCCACCACCACAUCACUCACAUCAAGCCCAAAUUCAAGCUGCAGGGAGUCGUCUUCGGGCCACUGCUGGGCGCUGCCGCCGUAAUCAUCGGGAUCUGCGUCUUCAUGAUGUACCAGAUCCAGGCCACGGGCUCAGCCCCUAAUUACCAGGUCUUCGUGUUGUAUUAUUCCUACUACAUUGUGCUCCUGCCCCUGAUGUGCGUGGUUGCAAUUAUUGGGACAAUCAUCCACACCUUGGAAAAAAGGGAGCUGGACACACUGAAGAACCCAACCCGCAGCCUGGAUGUGGUCCUGCUGAUGGGAGCAGCCCUCGGCCAAAUUGCCAUGUCCUACUUCUCCAUUGUUGCCAUUGUGGCCACCAACCCCAGGGACAUGCUGAACAGCCUCAUCCUGUCCUAUUCCGUCCUCCUCAUCUUUCAGUACAUCACCCAAAACAUCUUCAUUAUCGAUGGGCUCCAGCGGCAGCCAUUUGCAGCAGCAGAGGCCCAGCACACAACGCAUGCUGGGCAGCUUUCUGCAGUCCCAGAGCUGCCUGGUGAAGGGGUGACCACACCAAGCAGCAAUCAGGAGCGCUCACAGACCUUUCCCAGCAAGGAGGAAGAAGUGAGCGAAGAGCACAACCGCGAAGCCCCCGACCAGAGGCGAGUGAGCGUGCUGGAGCUCGGGCAGGAGUUCCGCAGAGUUUCCCUAUCCUACAUCCACACCUACUCUCACCUGGGUUGGAAGAGGAAAGCAUUAAAGGAGAUCUCGUUCUUCUUGGUUCUUUGCAACAUCAUACUGUGGAUCAUGCCCACAUUUGGGGCUCACCCCGUGUUUGAGAAUGGGCUGCAGAAGUCGUUUUACGGCUACUCCACCUGGUUUGCCAUCGUGAACUUCGGCCUCCCACUGAGCGUCUUCUACCGCAUGCACUCCGUCGGGGGACUCCUGGAGGUGUACGUCUCGGCCUGAGCCAGCAGAGGCUGCGGCGAAACGGGGCUGAACACAGACGCAGUAAGCAGCAGCUACGCACAUGGAAGGUUUUCAGCUUUUUCUCUCCAGCUUCUGCUUUGACUUCUCCUUGCACAACAUCUCCACGAGCUUCCGAAGAAAAGCAGGUGGUUUUGUGUUGCUGCUUUUUUUCUCUGCAGAGAACAGAAUGAAAACUCAUUAACAAGCUGCAUUACUGCUCUACAGAAGCGUGCUGGUACUCCUCAGUAUCUGCUGGUUGAUGCUGUAUGGUAACAAGUGGAACUUCACCAGUUGCUACAGAAAUCUCCCAGAUAAAAGAAUGCAAGAGCAGCAAGGGCUGACCUGCACUGCACGUAAGUUCAGAAUGCAGACAAGGACCACCACAGCCUCACCACUGCUUGCCAACCACCACCCUGCAGCACAGAAAGCCCCUAGCAGCACCAGGCACUCCAGAAGCACACCCACAACCAUUCACAAAUGAACCACAUGUACACUUUUUGCAUGUAAUGUCCAGAUGGAUCGUGAUGCUGGUAGUCGCUCUAAUGGCCAGCACAGGUUAAUUCUGCUUCCCGGUGCUGACAUCCAGCAUACCAACUUGUGCUGAUCUUGUAGGACUGAUGCAUUGGAACACCACGUUCCUGCAGCUCUCAGUACCAAAGAGCAGGACAGGCCUGCACCAUUUCAGUGCAUCUUUUCCCACAAUUGUUAAUGGAAGCAUUAACUUUACUUUGCCUUGAUGAGAAUACACGCUAUUUCCCCUUGCAGGCGCUCUCAGUCUCAAGGAGUGCCACAGAAGUGCAAUGGCUGAUCUUUACUUGAUGCUACUUGCGAUGCUCUCACCAGUGUGCACUGGCAGAGGUCCCACCCUCACAUGCAGAGCAAGUUCAAGAAAGACCCCCGCUGCACCCACUGCCAGGCCUCCUGAGAACCCUCCUCCACCCCAACACUUAUCCCCACGGCUGCUUCACACACCCACAAGCAUUUCACAAUGUCUACACAGAGGACUGCAGUUUUGUGGUGUCUGACCAACAGCUGCAUGCACUCCGCAGGAGAUGCCUGCUUGGAAAGCACAUAGGAGAGCAAUGGGGCUUAAAUACUGUGGGUCUUAAAUACAGACUCUGAUGAAUGAAAAUAAAGACAGAUUGAGAACUUG